AUGAAGCGAAAAUUAUGUGUGACAUCGCCUUUCAUCUGUGAAGACGACAUGGAGGAGCUGAAUGUGGCAGCCCUGUCGCAACGUAAAGAGUCAGUGGCCCCCCUUACGGGAGAAAGGGAUGGAGCGGUUUACCGACGUGGCUUUUUUUACCCACUGGCUAUAGUACUGAGACUUCGAGUGUUGCAGAUAGUCUGUGGGAUAUCAGCCAUGGUGAUGGGCAGCGUAGCUUUCAUAGAGGAACGUCAGAAGUUUAACAUGGGACUUGGAAUUCCAGCUGGUUGCGUUAGCGUUGUCGCUGCGGCUGUAUCAAUACACACUUCGAGAGGUUGGAGCACGAUGAAUGCUACAGUUGUAGGGGCAGGUGCUGCUAGUGUUCUUUGGGCGGCUGCGGGUGUUUUAUUACUCGCCCUGAUGGUACAAUGCUGCAGAACAAUUUUGGAUCCACCGGGUUUCGAUUAUAGCGACGGACCACCCGACGAGGACUCAAAGCCGUCAUCACGGGACCUGGUCGUCAUCGCGUGUGUGCAGAUCGCCUUAGCUGUCGUGACCUUACUGAGCGCGGCGGUCUGCGUGAGGAUCGACUGGGCCGCC
Molecule: messenger RNA, 591 nt
Organism: Iphiclides podalirius (scarce swallowtail)
Lineage: Eukaryota; Metazoa; Arthropoda; Insecta; Lepidoptera; Papilionidae
Source: the annotation of a GenBank genome assembly